Molecule: messenger RNA, 882 nt
Organism: Anthonomus grandis grandis
Lineage: Eukaryota; Metazoa; Arthropoda; Insecta; Coleoptera; Curculionidae
Exons: 3
Coding region: 120-818 (232 amino acids)
Source: RefSeq, a predicted model, not a curated record
GAACAAUUAAUCCACUUACCUUAACAAUAGCGAAAAAAAUCCCCGUAUUGCCGCUAAGUGGUAUAAAAUAUCCAAUUCCCGCUGAGCACCUCACAGUUUUCGAAAAGAAAUCACCCAAGAUGAAACUAGUAGUGACCGUUUUGUGCGCAGCUCUUUUUGCUCAGGCCCUGGGAGGCACUCUGGGCUCAGGCAAAGACGAAGCAAAAUCCGCCCUUGAAAAAUUGCUAGCGGUCAUCGACAAAGCCCUCACUGAAGCCCAAUCCACUUUGGAUAAAGCCAUGACCACCGUCAAUGAGAAAGUCACUGAAGUGACCAGUUCAGCCAAAGGUGAACUGGAUAAAGUGUUAGAACCGUUGCAAACGAAACUGGAUGAUUUGGUUGCCACUGCUACUGCUGCCGGUUUCGACGUAACACUGUGCCAAGAUUACAUCGACAAGUUCUCCAACAUCCCCAAUGACAUGGUGGACAACCUCGGAAGUUGUAUCACCGCCCAAGUGUCCAAAGCGCAAUCGUACGUGGACGAUGCUCUUAAUAACGCCAAGGCUAUGGAGACGAGCAUCGCCUCCCUCGAUACCGACAUUGACAAUUGCUCCGGUAACGCUAUUAAGAAGGCCAAGUGCUACGCGAAGAUCAUCGAGGAGAUCGCCAAAGACACCUCGUCCGCCCCCCAGCAUAUUGUAGAAGACGUAGCCAAAGCCACCGCUUUGGUCACCGAGAUCAUUCCCACUUUGGAGACUUGCUCCAUUAAUCAGGUGAAGAAGGCUGGCGAAGAUGCCGCGGAAGACGUUGCCAAUUUUGCCAUUUGUGCUGCUGUUUAAUUUGUUAGUUUAAGGUUACAUUAUAUAUGUAUAUAAGCAAUAAAAAUUAUAUAUUUUUUUUAAA